AUGAACUUCCUUACUUUCCUCCUUUUCUCGGCGGUCGUCGUCCAAGCAGAUCCCGCCAGUCUGCCUUUUACUGAUUGCUUUUCGGGCGAUGGAGCACGCAAAUUGACGGUGUCCACGGUUUACGGCCAAGUCGUUCGAGGCAUCGACGGGCAGUCGAAAACAGGCUUAAAUCUCACAAUAUUUGGCGAAAACCCCCAAGAAAUAGUGGGAUCAUCUAGUUCAAGUUUAUCGACACUCUUCACGGCGACAACCGUUCUGACAUUGGGUGUGUUCUCGAACGCAACCUGGUUCUGUAAUCCUCUCCGCCCACCAAAUGCACAACCUCUUCCUGCGGAGAAUGCGUCGUAUUGCCCUCUUGCCGCAGGACCCUUUGCGUUUGGAUCACCUGUGAUAUGGGGAGACAACCGCGACCUUACCACUCUAACGACUCGGCUACGCGCGGUAGACGAAUCCAGUAACGAACUCAUCUGUUUGGACGUGUCGGCUACACCUUUGGAGCCCACAGAAUCAUCACCGUAUGGAGAAGCCGUGGCGAUAUUCUGGAUGACAGUAGGGCUUGCGCUGGCGUAUUGGCUUGUCGUAGGGAUUGCUAGGAUUGCGUCUGCGUGGAACAGAGGAGUGAAACGGCCAGACAAGGGCAUUUGGUCAAGAGCUCAGAGUGCGGGCUUCAUUCUAGCUAGUGCCAUCAGCGGGGAGCGGUUAGCGACAUCACCUGCACUUCUUCGCUUCUGUACGCCCUCCCUCCGUGACAUAUUCUUUCAUACCCAGUGGUGUGCCGUGUUGGCCAUGGUUGCCGUCGAAUGGCCUCAAUUUGUUUACCCUCUGUUGACCCAGACGGCAUGGUCGACCUUGACAUAUAAUAUAACUGUAACAAGCUCUGGCGCGCACUGGGAUCCUCUUUCAACCCAGCCAUUUAAUCCCUCCGCUUCAUUUGCUGCCCAAACCUCCGACCCUUCUUCACCUCUAUACAUCGACCCCACAAUCCCUAAUGUUCUAUUCACCCUUCCCACCAACGCUUCCCACGGGAUGGAAUCUUUCGCGUACUCCGUUGGUGUCAGGCCUCAAGACCUCUUCUCAAUCUGCCUCGUGCUCUUCCUCGGUAUCAUUGGCGGGACUAUUGUGAUAAGUUUCUUCGUAUGGCUAGUUGACUACAUCGCAUUGUUCUUCGUUCGCAUGGUAGCCAAGCAUGGUCCUGGACAUCCGAGAUUAGCUGGCGCUCGCAGCCCCGGGUACACCAGCAAAGAUCUACUGGAUGCCUCGUCCCCAGUCCCCAUGACGGGCCAGAACCUUGAAGACAACAAGUCGCUCACUGGCCACGGUGGAAAUGGCCUUUUCAGCCCUCCCUCGCGAUUCGGUCUGUCCACAACCAGUGGGAAGGGCUUUUGGAGGUCCCACUUCCAUAUUCGCAAGGAUAUCAAUUCCUUCCACGGUAGCGUCCUACAAGGAAAUCUGGUCAGAGUUCUGGUCAUAUUUCACCUCCCUAUCACUAUAUUUUCUUGUUAUCAAAUGACCCUUCGGCACACUCGACCCGACAUACCAACCCCAAUGUCCUCGGUCAUUCUCGCGGCGCUUUCGUUCGCCUUCUUGUCGCUUCUCAUCCCCGCCUUCCUCGUUGUGCGUGUCACGAUGACCACUACCAACAAACUGUACGACGAAACGCGCACCCUACUCUCCCUCGGGCCGUUAUACAACCACUACCGGCACGGCUCACAAAUGUUUGCCAGUCUGUUGUUCGCGUCCAAUAUCGCAUUCGGUGUAGCUAUCGGAUGCGGACAAAACAGCGGCACGGCUCAGGCUAUCGUCAUUCUCGUUAUCGAAGUCGUCUCCGCGCUAGUGACUAGUAUUUGGUUACCUUGGGGUACUGGGGCUAGCAUGGGUUUAAUCAGUUUCCUCUUCUGCGUCGCAAGAAUAGUUGUUGCUGUCCUUCUUGUCAUUCUCACGCCAACGAUUUCAAUAGGCAGGGGCCCAGGUGCUUGGGUUUCCUAUGGUAUUUUGGUAAUCCUCGCUCUGGUGUAUCUCGCGCUGGUCGCCAUGUUGCUGGUGAAGCUUUUGGAGGCCACCAUACGGAUAUUUGGUCGUAUACCAUUUGACCGCAGUACUCACGUCGUGGACAGCGGGCUGCUUGGUGCAUGUGGCUUACUCGGCUGCUGUGGACCUCGCAGACGCCGCCGCCGCCGCCCUAGAAGAAACCGCUACAAAGCCGCUGAAUCUGCCCGAUCCGAGGGUGCACCUUCAGAAAGGUCGUCAUACAUGCCGCCAAACGUUCUCGGCGCCCAUGAUGACGGCACUGGAUCGAGGAAGGGUUCCAUGCAUUCGGGACAACCCCCAUCUGUGCUAAAACCAGAGCAGGCACUGCGACCAUACAAAGAGGAUAGCGACGACGAAAAUGGUUACAUCAUGGGGGCAUGGCAGCCGUUCCCUCGGCCGGGCUAUAGUACGCUUCGGGAUACACCCUCGCCCGUGGUGAACAAACCGUCUGGGUUCUCAAGAGUAGGUGGCGGACGAGCCCAUAUCGAUAGCCCAUAUGCUAUCACGGCGUCUGGGUCCACUCAUACAUUUCCAUCAUCGAGCUCUCCGCAGAACGCUGCUGGUGGGAGCGCACUCCCUGUGUUUGAUGACGAUGAUUCGCCACCUCCUUCUUUGUCCAAUGUCGCCCGAUAUCAAGAUCAUGCUCUCCCUCCAGGUGCCAUGCAACCAAUUUCGCAUAUCCGCACGAAGUCUCAAACAGCUAUAAUUGAGGACGCUUCCGCCUUGGUCCUUACCGUUCCUUCAUCGUCCAAAAACCGAAUCGACGACGAUGACGACGAAGACUCAGAUACGGCGCAACCCAAGAAGAAGCCGUGGUAUCAUCUUCGUCGCCAUCGGCCGCACAGUAGCGAUGGCACCCCCUCGCGGGAUCAUCCACCUCCAGACGAGGAAUCCGCCCCGGAUCCUUUGUCGUCGCAGGCGACACCAGGGCGGUCGUUCGUGGUCAUCAGAAAGCCUCAGUCAUCUCCGCAUCGGCUGAACGCUCUUGCAUCGGGUUCUGCACCAUCGUCAGGUCCUAAUACCCCUAACGUGGGUUCAUUUGGACAGAAUUCAGCCAACGCUCGCGCACAUAACGCGACUGCAUAG
Pleurotus ostreatus (oyster mushroom) is the source of this 3114-nucleotide messenger RNA. RefSeq lists its product as uncharacterized. Bases 1 to 3114 code for a protein of 1037 amino acids. The transcript has 6 exons. Gene Ontology annotation, biological process: transmembrane transport. The record is from RefSeq and is a predicted model, not a curated record. Lineage: Eukaryota; Fungi; Basidiomycota; Agaricomycetes; Agaricales; Pleurotaceae.